AUGCGCAACUACCUCCCUACCCGCGGUAAUGCAGACCGCCGUUCACCCCUCGAAAUACUUACGGGAAAAAUACCCGACGUCAGCCACUUGCUCAAAUACGGUGCCCGCUGCAUUGUAAGGCUAGAGCAUGCAGUUGCAAAGUCGCUUCGGAAAUGCUCCGAACAGGCGUUCAUCCUCGGCAUCGACCCCGUUAACAAUGGCUACAAUCUCUAUCUUCCCCGUACCAAGACGUAUGUAACCAGCUCCAACAUCCAAAAUGUCUACUGCGUUGACAUCGAUGCCGCUGGUGACCUCGUCGACACCUUCGAUACACUUGACGUUGUCCCCAGCACUUUUCAACCCCAUGCACAGCAAAUGUCCGAUCGUGCCGCUACCACCGACGAUCUUUACAAGACCACGCCAGUGUCUGAGGGGAAGCCAUCCCCCGAUCAUCUUGAUCGGAACAGUGAAGUUCCAGGCAGCGACGACGACGAUGACUACAAGACAGGCGAACCCAUUGACGACAUCACACUGACCAAGCGCCAAAUCGACAGUGUAUUUGGGGUCCAAAAGCGCGGUGCCCAACUUCUUAUUGAAGGCUUUGAGCUACCUGUGUCGCUUCUUCUCGACGCCACCAGUAUUUCCGGUGCAGCAAUGAUGGCCCUUCAUAUCUCUGAUGGUGCUCCGUACCCUCAGAAUAUUUGCGAAGCUAUGGCAAGUACAUUUUUUUGGCCACAGCUUAAGGAAGCUAUGAUUCAAAAGCUGGACCAGUUGUGUAAGAAUGGUACAUGGGAGGAAGCCGUCCGACCACCUGGGGCCAAGGUCGUGUCAACAAGAUGGGUUUUCAAGAUCAAAUACAACUCGAUGGGAGAAAUCGACAAGGUUAAGGCCCGUCUCGUGGCAAGAGGAUUCACCCAACGCUAUGGUGUCGAUGCCAGCGAAACAUACUCUGCGGUACUCAAAAUGGCAAGCGCGCGAUUUCUUAUCACGAUUGGAGCUCAGUGGGGCUGUAAAGUUCGCCAUGGUGACGUUUGCAACGCCUAUCUUCGUGCACCGAUUGAUCGCCCGAUUUACGUGAAACCGCCACACGGAUGCCCAGACGAAGUAGCAGUUUAUCGAUUGCUGAAGAGCCUUUACGGAUUAAAACAGAGCGGAAGACUUUGGAACGACUUUAUUCAUAGCUUUCUUCUCGAGUGUGGUUACACAUGA
Messenger RNA from Peronospora farinosa, 1188 nucleotides. The record is from the annotation of a GenBank genome assembly. Lineage: Eukaryota; Oomycota; Peronosporomycetes; Peronosporales; Peronosporaceae.